Messenger RNA from Alosa alosa (allis shad), 1004 nucleotides. RefSeq names its product peroxiredoxin 4 (gene prdx4). Gene Ontology annotation, cellular component: endoplasmic reticulum; cytosol. Gene Ontology annotation, biological process: cellular response to stress; response to oxidative stress; hydrogen peroxide catabolic process. Gene Ontology annotation, molecular function: thioredoxin peroxidase activity. NCBI's taxonomy places the organism in Eukaryota, Metazoa, Chordata, Actinopteri, Clupeiformes, Clupeidae. The transcript has 7 exons. The coding region runs from base 65 to 847 and encodes 260 amino acids. The record is from RefSeq and is a predicted model, not a curated record.
UUUUCCUUCCUUCAAAUACAACUUCCUGGUAGUUCUGCAGACGUGCAACUUACAAUUCCUGGGCAUGGAGCUAACAAGCUGCAACAUCCUCUUCCAGACCCGUUCUUUAAGCCUCGUCUGUGGUCUGCUCUUGCUUCUAGAUGCCGUUAUUUGCUCUCAAGAUGCAAACGGAAAACAAGAAUGCUAUAAUUAUGCAGGUGGACACGUUUAUCCUGGAGAGGCUUUCAGAGUGCCUGUGUCGGACCACUCUUUGCACUUAAGUAAAGCCAAAAUAUCGAAGCCCGCCCCUCAUUGGGAAGGAAGCGCAGUGAUUAAUGGAGAGUUUAAAGAGCUGAAACUGUCAGAUUAUAAGGGAAAGUACCUGGUCUUCUUCUUCUACCCACUCGAUUUCACGUUCGUCUGCCCUACAGAGAUCAUUGCCUUCAGUGAUCGCGUCCAAGAGUUCCGAGCCAUCAAUGCUGAAGUGGUGGCAUGCUCAGUGGACUCUCAGUUCACACACCUGGCCUGGAUCAACACACCGAGGAAGCAGGGAGGUUUGGGUCCCAUGAAGAUCCCCCUGCUGUCGGAUCUCACGCACCAGAUCAGCAAAGACUACGGCGUCUACCUGGAGGACCAGGGACACACACUCAGGGGCCUGUUUAUCAUCGAUGACAAGGGCACUCUCAGACAGAUCACUAUGAAUGAUUUGCCGGUGGGACGCUCUGUGGAUGAAACCCUCAGACUGGUGCAGGCUUUCCAAUAUACCGACAAACAUGGAGAAGUGUGCCCAGCUGGUUGGAAGCCUGGCAGUGAUACGAUUAUUCCUGACCCAUCUGGGAAGCUGAAGUACUUUGACAAGCUGAACUGAGGAGCGGAUUCCCCAGGCCUGUUUAAUUCCCCAGCGUUUCGCCCCAUCAGUCCUGCAGUGACAUUGUGCAGUCUGUUUGUCAGGUGUGCUUUGUGAUCAAUAUCAAUGUUCAUGUUCUGAAGCUGAACAAAUAAAAGCAGUUGAUGUCUUUUGAUAA